Humulus lupulus (European hop) is the source of this 645-nucleotide messenger RNA. RefSeq names its product germin-like protein 9-3. Gene Ontology annotation, cellular component: cell wall. NCBI's taxonomy places the organism in Eukaryota, Viridiplantae, Streptophyta, Magnoliopsida, Rosales, Cannabaceae. Bases 1 to 645 code for a protein of 214 amino acids. The transcript has a single exon. The record is from RefSeq and is a predicted model, not a curated record. Gene Ontology annotation, molecular function: manganese ion binding.
AUGGCUUUGACUUCCUCUCUCACUGUGUUCUCGGUACUUGUAAUAGUGAGCUGCUUUGGAUUUCUUGAAAUGACAAUGGCCGGGGACCCAGAUAUCCUGACAGAUUUCGUAGUACCAGUUACAGCAAAUGCGAGCCAAGGCGUCGAUGGAAGCUUCUUCACAUUCACUGGGUUGGAAUCCUUGAUGGGAGCAGACCCUCCCGCGAUUUUUAAAGCCACCAAAGUAAGCAUGGCAGAGUUCCCGGCUCUCAACGGUCAAAGCGUUGGAUAUGCUGUUCUUCAGUUCCCGGCCAUGACGACUAACCCGCCACACACUCAUCCUCGCUCCGCAGAGCUUCUCCUCCUCACUGAUGGCAGUCUUGAAGUUGGAUUCGUUGACACGGCCAAUAAGCUCUACACCCAAUCCCUACAAGCUGGUGACAUUUUCGUCUUUCCCAAGGGAUUGGUGCAUUUCCAGUACAACUCUGAUCCUCAGAAUCCGGCUGUGGCUGUUUCGGCUUUCGGAAGUGCCAACGCCGGCACCGUGUCUCUUCCAAACACUUUGUUCGCCUCUGGUUUGGAUGACAAUGUCUUGGCUAUCUCUUUCAAGACUGACGUUGACACCAUUCAGAAACUCAAGGCUGGUCUUGCUCCCCCUAAGCCCUAA